AUUCAAAAUGGCGGACGCAGAUUUGGAGCUCGACUCUGAGCGAGCGUCUGCAAAUCUCUCUCAUCAGAUGGUGAGGAAGAAGAUAUCAUUGAAAUUGAAGCCGAAAUCAGAAGGGAAAUCGAAGAAAAAGGACAAGAAGAAAAGUGAAAAAAAGUCAAGUCUUGAAGGUGAUAAAGAAGGAAAAAAGAAAAAAACGUCCAAUGUAGAAUCAACAUCAACCGCAAAGCCGAAAAGUGAAUUAAACUGGAAUCAACAGAUCUUCCUGAUUGGUCAAAAAGUUCAAGAUCCUUUGCUCCACCAAUGUGAGAUAUGCGCAUUACCUAUACUGGUGUAUGGAAGAAUGAAUCCCUGCAAACACACGUUUUGUUUGGAAUGUGCUGAAAAGUCCAGAGAUAAAUGUCCACGAUGUGGGGAUCUUGUACAGCGUAUUGAACAAGCGAAACUCGGGCAAGUUUUCAUGUGUUCCUUCGGUGGCAGUCGUUACGGUAUAUCGGGCUGUCGUCGUAGCUAUUUGUCGCAACGUGAGUUACAUGCACACAUCAAAAGACGACAUCAUGGUGAGGCUAGCAGUGCGGCGAGCGAUCUCUCGGCCGAAUUUGCCAAUGAUCUCAAACGGACUGAAAUGCCCUCGUAUCCAAACCCAAUGCCAGCUGUCCCUAUCAUGCGAGAAGGCCUGCCACCUCAACCCGACCGAGCAUUUCAGGGACGUUUACCAUUAAUUGCCGAUCAUCCAAUCCACCCGGUCAUCCCCAUUGAGGCGUACCAACACCGACCUCCCGCACCCAAUUUACCCCCUACACAAGGAGUCGUUCCUCGUAUGGGUAGUUCAACGGUACCACCAAGAAUCAUGACCGGAGAUCCGAACCUUGUCAGGGCAAGGUUCGAUGAUAUAUCUCGGAAUACGAUACCCGUUGGACAGCCGCAGGUCCGCUUCCCCGGGCAGGAGGGCGAGAUUCGCCCGGGUUGGAUGCCUGCUGACAGAGAAUGGGUGCAUCCCAUGCAUGUCGACGGAGCUUGGAUGCCACCGAGAUCAGGUAGUGGCCCUGUUCCUGGUGUACCUCACGGCGUCAGGCACGAAAGGCCCCCGUUUAUAAGAGGUACGACACCAUUUUACUGAAAGAACUUUUUCUAUUCAUCUUUUCAUUAUGUUGUAAAGUGUAAAUAAACACAAAAGCUAUAGAGCAAAACUUUCGAUGGAAAUACACUGCGGAAAGGUGAUUUUGCCGAUUGAUUAUGCAGAAUUAGAAAACAAAACGCUUCGUUCAUGCGACUUGGCUACAUCAAUGACCAAACGAGAUUUAGAGGAGGUAUGAAGUCGUCUUUUCUGUGAAAUGGGCCUUACAUUGUGAAAUGUAAUCUUGUGAACCACUUAAGAUCGCGACUUUGGGAUGGUAAAUAUGUAUGAUUGUGUUCAUAUAUGUACAUUGUCAUGGACUUAUUCAUGGGAGUCGGGAUGGACUUAUACAUUGGGGGUGGGGUGGAAUCAGUGUGGAAUCUAUACAAGGAUGGAUAUGAGGUAGGGGUGCUGUUGAGAGUUGCCUACGCCCCUAUCCUUAGCUAAGAUUUGCAUGAAAACAUCCACAAACGAGCCAUCGAAAUAUAAUUCAAACUAGACUGA
Messenger RNA from Xenia sp. Carnegie-2017, 1618 nucleotides. RefSeq names its product E3 ubiquitin-protein ligase Hakai-like. Gene Ontology annotation, biological process: regulation of cell adhesion; protein ubiquitination. Lineage: Eukaryota; Metazoa; Cnidaria; Anthozoa; Malacalcyonacea; Xeniidae. The record is from RefSeq and is a predicted model, not a curated record. Gene Ontology annotation, molecular function: ubiquitin protein ligase activity. The transcript is spliced from 7 exons. The coding region runs from base 8 to 1117 and encodes 369 amino acids.